ACCUAAACAGACCGUUGCAGGGAGCAAUUGCAGUUGUUGGUGAUGCGUCAUAAGCACCUAGGGAGUCACACCCCUCACCAACCCCUCCACUCACAUCACCACAUCACUCUCCAAUUUUCAGACACCCUCCGAUCCCAUCUCUCUCUCUCUCUCUCUCUCUCUCUCUCUCCCUCCCUCCAUCCAUAUUAUCUUUCACAUUUUUCAUACACAUAACAAAACACAAAAACAGAGCAGAAGCAGCGUAGAAGAUGGCAAUGGCUUCGGCGCUUCGAAGGCUCUCUUCUUCAUCUCCAAUCUCUCUUCGCGCUCUCUCUCAUCCUCGCCUCUCUUCUCUCAUGUCAUCUUUGCCUGAUCGAGCUGUUGGCGAUAAGCAAGAUUCUCGCGUAACGUGGAUCAAUCAAUUGAAUGCUCCGCUUGAAGAGAUCGAUCCGGAGAUUGCCGACAUUAUCGAGCUCGAGAAGGCCAGGCAAUGGAAGGGACUCGAGCUUAUUCCUUCAGAGAAUUUCACGUCAUUGUCAGUUAUGCAAGCUGUUGGUUCAGUGAUGACUAACAAGUAUAGUGAAGGUUAUCCUGGUGCAAGAUACUAUGGAGGAAAUGAGUAUAUUGAUAUGGCAGAGAGAUUGUGUCAGAAGCGUGCGUUAGAAGCUUUCGGACUAGAUCCUGCAAAAUGGGGAGUCAACGUGCAGUCCCUAUCCGGCUCUCCAGCUAACUUUCAGGUUUAUACUGCUUUGUUGAAACCCCACGACAGAAUCAUGGCCCUUGAUCUUCCUCAUGGCGGACAUCUUUCCCAUGGUUAUCAGACGGACACAAAAAAGAUAUCUGCUGUCUCCAUAUUUUUCGAGACAAUGCCAUACAGAUUGGAUGAGAGCACCGGUUACAUUGACUACGAUCAGAUGGAGAAAAGCGCUGUGCUCUUUAGGCCAAAAUUAAUUGUUGCUGGUGCAAGUGCCUAUGCUCGCUUGUAUGAUUAUGAACGUAUGCGUAAGGUUUGUGACAAGCAGAAAGCUAUUUUGCUGGCAGACAUGGCUCACAUUAGUGGCCUAGUUGCUGCUGGUGUUAUCCCGUCUCCUUUUGAAUAUGCAGACGUUGUGACAACUACGACUCAUAAGUCACUGCGCGGGCCUCGUGGAGCAAUGAUCUUCUUUAGGAAGGGGUUGAAAGAGAUCAACAAAAAAGGGGAAGAAGUGAUGUAUGACUACGAGGAUAGAAUCAACCAGGCUGUCUUUCCUGGACUUCAAGGUGGUCCACACAAUCAAACUAUUACUGCCUUGGCAGUUGCACUGAAACAGGCUAGAACUCCUGAGUACAAGGCUUACCAAGAACAAGUUUUAAGCAACUGUUCCAGAUUUGCAAAGAGUCUCACAGAAAUGGGAUAUGAAGUAGUGUCCGGUGGAACUGAGAACCAUUUGGUUUUGGUAAAUCUGAAGAACAAGGGAAUUGACGGGUCUAGAGUUGAAAAGGUUAUGGAAUCUGUGCACAUAGCAGCAAACAAAAACACCGUCCCUGGUGACGUAUCUGCCAUGGUGCCCGGUGGCAUUCGAAUGGGAACUCCUGCUCUGACAUCGAGGGGUUUUGUUGAAGAGGAUUUUGUAAAAGUUGCUGAGUUCUUUGAUGCUGCAGUGAAGCUGGCUUUGAAGAUCAAGGCUGAUUCAAAAGGAACAAAGUUGAAGGACUUUGUGGCAACAAUGAAAGAUGACAUCUAUAAGUCUGACAUAAAUAACAUAAAGCAUGAAGUGGAGGAAUAUGCCAAACAGUUUCCCACAAUUGGUUUUGAGAAGGAGACUAUGAAAUACAAACAAUGAAGUAAAAGAGUUACAUAUUGAAGUGGCAUAACAUGGGCGGUCGUCUCACGUUGACAGAGACAAAGAAGAGUCAGGCAACUUCACUUCGACAAUUAUUUUUGGGAAUUUGUGGAGCAAAAAUGCACAGGGGAUGGGAGGAUCGUUACUUGGAAUUGUUAUGGUCUUAGCUUGAUUGUGGUCUAGCAAUGCGUAAAACUCUAUUAAUGUAGUCUAAUAUUGAACCAACCACCUCUGUCUUGAGUUCGUGCCAGCCAGGCGCCUUGCCUAUAGAAGCAAAAUAUAUGUAAUAGUUCCUAUGUAAUACCAAUGUGUAACAAUGAACAAAUCACAAUUCGCAUAGAGGGUGAUAUUAAAAAUACUACUGCUCUGGAAA
This is a messenger RNA of Daucus carota subsp. sativus, 2175 nucleotides long. Its product is annotated as serine hydroxymethyltransferase, mitochondrial. Gene Ontology annotation, biological process: folic acid metabolic process; tetrahydrofolate interconversion; L-serine catabolic process. The record is from RefSeq and is a predicted model, not a curated record. Gene Ontology annotation, molecular function: cobalt ion binding; serine binding; glycine hydroxymethyltransferase activity. Gene Ontology annotation, cellular component: cytoplasm. Bases 249 to 1802 code for a protein of 517 amino acids. The transcript has 16 exons. Lineage: Eukaryota; Viridiplantae; Streptophyta; Magnoliopsida; Apiales; Apiaceae.